Messenger RNA from Schizosaccharomyces cryophilus OY26, 2489 nucleotides. RefSeq lists its product as uncharacterized. The transcript has a single exon. The record is from RefSeq and is a predicted model, not a curated record. Bases 327 to 1208 code for a protein of 293 amino acids. Lineage: Eukaryota; Fungi; Ascomycota; Schizosaccharomycetes; Schizosaccharomycetales; Schizosaccharomycetaceae.
CUUUUAUUUUCGCAAUAUUAUGUGUCACCCUCAACAUACCAUAUACUUAAAAAUCAGAUUUUUAGGGUAAACGAUAGUGAAAAGUGGUUCUAAACUAUUUCUCAUGGUUUAUUCUUAUAUAAGACUCAAUAGUUCUUUCUGAGAUUGUAUUUUGUUCCAUUUCUCGAAGUUUAUAAACAAACAACUUCAACUCAGAAAGACCCUUAACUUGCAGCUAUCUGUGAGCUCGGAUUUGUAUUUUAUUGACCCGUUUACUGAAUAAUUGGCUUUGUUCUGUUUGAUACAACAUUCACAGUACUUUGAGGAGUGUCUCUGAAAGAGUUGGAAUGCUAUGGGGGUUGUUGUACUGCUGCAACCGUUCAAGGCGUAGAGCUCACGAAGAAAAAUUGGUUCUUAAAGAAGAGGAAAAUAAUUUUUCUUGUUCGGCUACUCAUAAAGAGCGAUCCAGUAAAAAUUCCCGUUCCAGUUUAAGCAUAGAAUGGACAACGGAAGCUCUUCAACAGUUUAUUUACCAAUAUUCAGCUCGGCGAAAUCUUUCCAAUGAGCAAAGCAUGUCUUUUUCAUAUUUUUCUGAGUCUUAUGCACAGCUAUUUAAACACAUAUAUUACAGCGACAGCCGGUCCAUGACAGAAGCAGAUGAGGCUCAGGCUAUUGUUACGUUUACCAUCGGUUCCUAUUUAUACAAAUACAGCAAUCCCAAGUCCGUAUUUUGGAAACGCUUGACCGAACAUAUGGAAAACAUUGAGGACGAUGGUACAUGUACAGCGCAUCAGCUAGAAUUUCGAAAAAAGGUUGCACUUACACACGUCGGUCAUCCGGCUUUUCAUUUCCUCCCCUUCCAGGAUAAACGAACUUUUCAUUACAUAUGGUCUUUAUUUGUUUCUUCAUAUUUUAUGAAUGCUGCUUCUAUCCCUCCUUCCCCCCAACGGCCAGCUGCAGACAAUACCGCGCAACGAAAAAAUAAAAGAUCCACACCACAGGAAAUUAAAGAACGAGAAGACGUCGAUGUUUUAAGAGAGAAAUUCACGCAGCUUCUUUUAGAAUGUCCUGAUGAAUACUGUGAAAACUGGCUACAACGGUUAUAUAUUACAUGUAUUCUUCCAAAAAAUCAUUAUAUUUAUGUUUUAGAUGAAAGUCUUGACUUUUUAGAAUCCAUUGAAUCCAUGAAGCAGCAGAUCGUUAAUCGAAAAGCUGCAGCUCUUGACUAGAGACCCGUUUUAGAUUCGAGCUUUCUGUGAUUCGCUUCAUGUAUAUAUUCUUUUUGUCUUUACUUUAUGUUUGUUUGUUUGUUUGUUUCUUUUUCCUUCGAAAAAUGGGUAUUUUUUAUGAGAAACUAUAAUCGUUUAGAAUAUAAUGACGAUUCUUUCCUUGCUUGAAUUAAUUCAUUUUGCCUUUUCUAGUCAUUUGACAUGAACAAUUUAACAAUCGACAAUAAAUGUCAUACACGUACCAAAGUGAAAUACCACACUUAUUACACUUGGCAAUUUUCUUCUACAACACUACUCUGCAGUCGUGUAUACAUACUCAUCUGAAAAUGGUUGCCUCCCAUAUUACCAGCUACAGAACAACAGUUACAAGAGCAAAUAUAUCCAUUAAUACAAAAGGUAGAUUUUUAACGGUUGCUCUUGGCAACACGCUCGAGUUCAUCCUUCUUCUUAAUGGCAUAAGAGUUAGAAGAACCCUUGGCAGCGUUAAUGAUUUCUUCAGCCAAGCACUCAGAAAUAGACUUGACAUUACGGAAAGCAGCCUCACGAGCACCGACGGUGAUAAGAGCGAUGGCUUGGUUAACACGACGAAGAGGAGAAACAUCGACAGCUUGACGACGAACGGUACCAGCGCUACCGAUACGGGUCGAGUCUUCACGAGGACCACAAGCGGCAACGGCGUCAACCAAAAUUUGGAGAGGGUUUUGGUCGGUCAAGAGAUUGAUGAUCUCGAAAGCGUGCUUGACAAUACGAGUAGCCAAAAGCUUCUUACCGUUGUUACGGCCGUUCAUCAUUAAGCUGUUGGUCAAACGCUCAACGAUGAAACAACGAGCCUUACGGAAACGCUUGGUUUGGAAACGGCCAGCGGUGUGAGGAAGGGGUUGACCAUUGCCAAUGGUGAUAUAAUCAACCAAAGAGAUGUCCUUCACUUCAACACCCUCAAAAGGGAACUUGUUAAAAAGUUUGAUGCUGCCAUUCUCAUCAAGAGAGACGCCCGGGGUGAGACUCGACGUAGCCAUCUUGCGUUGUGGUUUUUUCUUAGUUUCCAACUACGACUAAGAGUAUGGAAAGAAACUGUGACUGUUUUCAUACCCUACCCUAAACAAACCUUUUCGAAUGACUUUUUUAAGGAGUAUAAUAAUUCAGGUGAAUAGCGAUAUCGUAAUAAUGUAUAAUAUCCCACGCUAGAUUGCGGUAAUCAACAAAGCGUGCUUCCUGUGUAAUCAAAGAAUUAGGAAAUGUUCAGUUAAGUUUAGAAAUGAAAUACGAGAACCUUGUAUGCCA